This is a messenger RNA of Amoebophrya sp. A120, 346 nucleotides long. The record is from the annotation of a GenBank genome assembly. Lineage: Eukaryota; Dinophyceae; Syndiniales; Amoebophryaceae.
AAGCGACGUUGCGUCCUCACUGCCGUCACCCUUCACAGGGGGCCACUACCACAGGGCCGGAAGCGGGGGACAAGGUUCUUUCGUGUAUCCCAGCGAGGCGCAGCAGGAGCGAGACUUUUGGGAAGAAGACGAUUUGUCGCAACCGCGUCUGGAAUCUCUGAUGCAGGAUAGGACCACAGGUGGCUGGAGCCGGGCCUCCGCGACCCGGAUGCUAGUUGACAACAAAGAGCUUUUAGAACGAUACGCCUGCUACACCUGUGCUGUGAAGGAGAAUUUUGAUGAAAAAGUACUAUGUGGUGUGCCGACAGGUGCAGAUGAACAAGCAGGAGACCACCACCACACGCAC